Molecule: messenger RNA, 10496 nt
Organism: Vespula vulgaris
Lineage: Eukaryota; Metazoa; Arthropoda; Insecta; Hymenoptera; Vespidae
Gene: Nf1
Product: neurofibromin
Exons: 25
Coding region: 859-9123 (2754 amino acids)
Biological process (GO): regulation of GTPase activity
Source: RefSeq, a predicted model, not a curated record
ACAUUCAUACUUUCGCCUACUUCACACUUUUCACAAAUAGAACGGAAACAAAAUUCCUACUGUGUUUGAACAAUCUAUAUACAAAAAAGAAAGAUAAAGAAAGAGCAGAAAUAAAGUUGAAAUAAAUAAUCAAAGAAUUUCAACGAAAGUAAAUUUUCAUUAAAAAUUCAUAUUUAAUACAUUACGAACAGGGCACUCGAGACGAGUAGAUACAUUAUUGAACAUAACCAAGUUCGUUCGACGAUUGGUCGACGAGCGCGAAACAUCGUGCAUCUUCGGCUAUCAUCGGUUCACGAUUCUCUACGAGCUGUAUAUGUGUUGAAAGAGACAAAAAGAGAGAGAGAGAAAGAAAGAAAGAAAGAAAGAGAGAGAAAGGAACAGGAUAAAGAGGGUGAUAGAGAGCGCGCCCUUCGAUAGAAGCAAGUAAUAAUAAUAGUAGUAAUAGUAGUGUAGUAGUAACAGCAGCACCACCACCAUACUACUACACUAGGAUCACACCAUUAUACUACUACACAGCACUACCAUUACCACUACAUACCAACAAUAAUAGCAGCAGGAGCAGCAGCAGUAGCCAGCAGCACCACAGAGCACGAGCGCACGAAUACAAAUACAAAUACAACUACCAGUAACAGCGGACGACGGCGGCAGCAGUGGCAGCAGCCCUUUUCUCUUCCCCCCACCACCAGUACUCGUGAGCCGGAGCCCGAGUUAUUGCGCCCCUCCUUGGUUGGCGAGGCCGAAACGCAGGGCUCUCGUCAGUCGACGUUCGUAAAUGGCUACGUAUCGAUGUCGAGUGCCUGUAGCGAGCUCGUGAAUCGUCCUACGUGAUGACGGCUCGUCACUGAACCUCGGACGGCGAUGGGCACGCAAAAGCCGGUAGAAUGGGCCAAUUCGCUAAUUGCGCGUUUCGAGGAACAGCUGCCGUGCCGUACCGGUCCUCAAACCACUCACUCUCGCUUAAACGAAGAAAGAAACAAAAAAUGUUUGAUACAAAUAUCUCGAUAUCGUUUCUCUCUUGUGAUAUCUGGCCUCACAAAGAUGUUACAACGCGUCAACGAAAUGGCACCUUCUAUCGGAAAUCCACGUACCGAUCAAGAUCGUCAAUGUUAUGAAUCUAUUAUCAUCGUUUUGGAUACGUUAGAAAAAUGUCUUGUUAAUCAACCAAGAGACACCACGAAAUACGACGAGGCUAUGAAUGUAAAGUUAUUGCUUAGAGAGAUAUGCCAGUUUAUAGACAUACCAAAUGAUAUCCCUCAACAUGCGCAUCUUAAAAACUUGGCUAGCAAAGUACUAUUUGCCUUGAGCCUAAACUUUUUCAGCGCAGUUUUUAAUAGAAUAUCUGCCAGACUGCAAGAGUUAUCUAAUUGCGGUGAUGAAAAUCCGGAUUAUAGCGACAUCGAAUUAAUUCAGCAUAUCAACAUUGACGUGUAUAGAUUAACAAAACUUUUGAAUGAAACUAUACAAAAAUUUAAACAACUCAAGAAAUCUGCUCAUCUGGUUCUUAUGAAUUCAUUGGAAAAAGCAAUUUGGAAUUGGAUGGAUACUUAUCCGCAUGAAUUUGCUGAUAUUCAAAGGAGACCUAACGAGGAUUUGGCUAAAGCAUGCGAAGAACUUUUUGAUAUUCUUGAUGUAUACGUCGAUAAUAAGAAAGGAAGAAAUGCUGCUCUUUGGCCGCUGCAAAUUAUGUUGCUAGUAUUAUCGCCUAAAGUAUUGGAAGAGAUUGUCAAUGCGGAUACUGGUAUAUCUAUUUCACAGAAACAUGAAAAAAAGAGACAAUUUAUAACUAGUAUUAAACAAGGUUUGGCAACUCAUGGCAGUUCCAGUAGACAUUUGGUAGAAGCUGCCGCUGUAACGUGCGUUAAGCUUUGUAAAGCAUCCACGUAUACAAAUAAUUUGGAUUCCAAUAACGUCAUUUUUAAAUUAGUACAACAAGUAAUGAAUGAUCUAACGGUACUGUUGUUUAAUCCCUGCAAGCAAUUCUCUCGUGGACAAAAUUAUAUUGCUCAAGAUGUUGAUUUAAUGAUAGAUUGUUUUGUAAGCUGCUUCCGUAUAAAACCAAAUAAUAAUAAAGUACUUACAUUUGAAUUUCCAUUGACAUACCAAUUCGUCUUGGUCAGUUCGUUAUACAAAAUCGUGACAGAAUCAAGACUCCCAUGGUGGCCUCAAAUAGAUUUGGUAUAUUCGCGAAGUACGGAACUUAGAAAUAUGUUUACCGAUACAUUGAACAAAGUAACGCAGAGUUAUUCGCACACGCCGUUGCGAAUGAUACAAAGCUUAACUCUCAAGGGAAAAGAACAAAGUAAAUGCAAGGAUAGAGGGGAAGAGGUUUUUAGUUACAAAAAUUUGCUCUUAUGUAUGGUACGACUUAUUCACGCAGAUCCCAUGUUGAUGUUGAAUAAUCAAGGUAAAGCUGGACAUGAAAUGCAAAGUUCAACGUUAGAAUUGAUCAAUGGUCUUGUUACUUUGGUCCAUCAAACAACGAUGCUAGAUAUAGCUAAUGAAGCAAUGGAAGCAUUGUUAGUAUUACACCAUCCUGACAAAAUCAAAGCAUGGAAUCCGGAAGCUCCAAUGGAGACUUUUUGGGACAUUAGUUCUCAAGUACUUUCUUCAAUUUCUGAAAAACUUAUUCAACAUCAAAUUUUCAACUAUACCGGUAUAUUGAAAUGGCUUAGAGAGAUUUUAAUUUGUCGAAAUGGGUUUCUCUCGCAAAAUAAAGAUUAUGCUAACGUGGGUAGUCAAAUUGCUACGUGUAAGCAAGCGCACAUUAAACUUGAGGUUGUCCUCUUUAUGUAUUUAUGGAGCAUUGAUAUGGAAGCUGUCUUGGUAUCUAUGUCAUGUUUUGCAUUAUUGUGCGAAGAAGCUGAGAUUCGCUGUGGUAGCGAUGAAGUAACUGUGACGUGCCUACUUCCCAAUUAUCAUUUAUAUAUUGAAUUAGCUCAAGCUUCUACUAUAUUAACCACUGCCAGCGGGGAUAGUAGAAUAAAUAAUCAUGAACAUAAUCAUGGACGAGCUGCUUUACAGAAGAGGAUUAUGGCCUUGUUGAGAAAAAUUGAACAUUGUGUAAAUGGUGUUCAACCUGCAUGGGAAGAAACGUAUAAAAACUGGGAGGCAAUGUUACGACAAUUAUCUAAUUAUCCCAAAACAAAGACGGAAGAUGGUCAAGUUGAAUCGUUUCAUCGUAGUACUGGAAAGAGCUUGAUGAGAAGAUCUUCUCAUCAAAAUUCGGAACAUGAAUUAGAUGAACAAAUUAACGAAUGGGCAUAUAUGACAGGGUUUCUUUGUGCAUUAGGUGGAGUGUGUUUACAAAAACGUUGUUCCAAUAGAUUGCUUUCUGGAUUACCACCAAAUCCUGAACCUAAAAAGGGCUCAGCAAAGCAGUUAGAAACGAUACCUUGUUUAUCGAGCGUCAGUCAGGAUGUACAAUAUUGUCUAGUUACACAAUUCGUAUUCAAUCUUCUCAGAUUAUUAACAUAUAAUAAUGAAAAGUUUGGAGCACAAAUACAAAAGCAUGUUCAGGAAUUAGUCGGUCACGAAAUGAGCCCUGCUUUAUAUCCAAUACUAUUUGACCAAAUAAAAAGUAUAGUAGAAAAAUUCUUUGAUCAAGGGCGAGUCAUUGUAUUAGAUGUUAAUACACAAUUUAUCGACCAUACGAUCUUUAUAAUGAAGAAUGUAUUGGAUUCUAAAACUGAUCAACCAUCGGAAUAUCUUGGAAUGACUAGUAUAGAAGGAAUGACAUUAGCAAUUGUUAGAUACGUUAGACAUUUGGAUAUGUCGGUACAUUCCAUUCAUAUUAAGACCAGAUUGUGUCAGCUCGUCGAAGCGAUGAUGAAAAGGCGCGACGAUUUAGCAUUUCGACAAGAGAUGAAAUUUCGAAAUAAAUUAGUGGAAUACCUGACCGAUUGGAUAAUGGGCGCUACGCAUCAAAUAGCUCCGCCCAGUGGUGCUGAUGUUACGAUUAUUACAAGGGAAUUGGAUCAAGCGUGUAUGGAAGCAGUAGGAGCAUUGUUACGUGGACUUCCUCUUCAACCUGAAGAAUCCGAUCGUGGUGAUCCCAUGGAAGCAAAGUCACAAUUAUUUCUUAAGUAUUUUACACUUUUCAUGAAUUUGUUAAAUGGAUGUAACGAUGGGGCAGCCGAUGAGAAAGAUGUAGUGUCACGACAACCACAAAUAAUCGGCAAAUUGUCUACGUUACGUAAUGCUACAAUACAAGCAAUGAGCAAUCUUCUCAGUGCAAAUAUUGAUAGUGGCUUGAUGCAUUCUAUAAGUUUAGGCUACAAUCCGGAUCUUCAAACACGAGCAGCUUUUAUGGAAGUGUUGACAAAAAUUCUACAACAAGGAACCGAAUUUGAUACACUUGCUGAAACAGUAUUGGCUGAUAGAUUUGAGCAAUUAGUUCAAUUAGUUACAAUGAUCAGUGAUAAAGGAGAAUUACCUAUCGCUAUGGCAUUAGCUAAUGUAGUAACAACAAACCAGAUGGACGAAUUGGCACGCGUUUUCGUAACCUUAUUUGAUGCAAAACACUUGCUAUCGCCGUUGUUAUGGAAUAUGUUUUAUCGAGAAGUUGAAGUAUCUGAUUGUAUGCAAACGCUUUUUCGUGGCAACAGUCUUGGGAGUAAAAUUAUGGCAUUUUGUUUCAAGAUUUAUGGCGCUAGUUAUUUGCAAAGUUUAUUAGAACCAUUGAUUAGGCCUUUGCUUGACGACUGUACAACAGGAUUUGAAGUUGAUAACGCAAGAAUAGACGCGAAUGAAGAUAUAGAACAAAAUGGACGUAAUUUGAUUGCACUGACUCAAAAAGUAUUUGAUGCCAUAGUAUCCUCUGCCGAUAGAUUUCCUCCACAAUUGCGCUCGAUGUGUCACUGUCUAUAUCAAGUACUCAGUAAAAGAUUUCCUCAGUGUCCACAAAAUAACAUCGGUGCUGUUGGAACGGUGAUAUUCUUACGUUUCAUUAAUCCAGCUAUAGUGUCGCCUCAAGAAAUGGGAAUAGUAAAUAAACCAGUACCGAUACAAGUCAAACGUGGUCUCAUGCUGAUGUCAAAGAUAUUGCAAAAUAUAGCAAAUCACGUUGAAUUCAGUAAAGAACAACAUAUGUUACCUUUCAAUGAUUUUCUUCGAGCACACUUUGAAAUAGGCAGAAGAUUUUUCAUACAAAUAGCAUCGGAUUGCGAAACGGUUGAUCAAACCAGCCAUCCUAUGUCCUUUGUAUCCGAUGCAAAUGUUUUAGCUUUGCAUAGACUUUUGUGGAAUCAUCAAGAACGAAUUGGUGACUAUCUAAGUAGUAGUAGGGACCACAAAGCUGUAGGUAGAAGACCUUUUGACAAAAUGGCUACAUUAUUGGCAUAUCUUGGUCCUCCAGAACAUAAACCAGUCGAUUCUCAUUUAUUAUUUUCAUCUUACGCUCGAUGGUCAAGCAUUGAUAUGUCGUCGACUAAUUUUGAAGAAAUCAUGGUGAAACAUAACAUGCACGAAUUGGAUGAGUUUAAAAGUAUCAAAAGCUUGAACAUAUUUUAUCAAGCAGGAACAAGCAAACAAGGCUAUCCAGUAUUUUAUUAUAUUGCAAGACGUUAUAAAAUCGGAGAAACUAAUAGCGAUUUGUUAAUAUACCACGUCAUCCUUACUUUAAAGCCAUUUUGCCAUUCACCAUUCGAAUUGGUUGUUGAUUUCACUCAUACUUGUUCCGAUAAUCGAUUUAGAACGGAAUUCUUACAAAAGUGGUUUUACGUGUUGCCUGCAGUCGCCUAUGAAAACAUUCACGCUGCGUACAUUUAUAAUUGUAAUAGUUGGGUACGAGAAUAUACAAAAUUUCAUGAUAGAAUCCUGGCACCUUUGAAGGGAAAUCGUAAAGUAGUUUUCAUCGAUGGGCCUGGUCGUUUAAAUGACGUUAUCGACAUGGAGCAUCAGAAAUUACCCGGAGCAACUUUGUCUCUUGACGAAGACUUGAAAGUUUUUACCAGUGCUUUGAAAUUAUCCCAUAAAGAUACUAAAGUUUCCAUAAAGGUUGGACCAACUGCUAUACAAAUUACCUCUGCCGAGAAAUGUAAAGUAUUAUCACAUUCCGUUCUCUUAAAUGACGUUUAUUACGCCUCAGAAAUAGAAGAAGUUUCAUUGGUAGAUGACAAUCAGUUUACCCUUACUAUAUCCAAUGAAGCUGGUCCAUUAUCCUUUAUUCACAAUGACUGUGAUAGCAUUGUGCAAGCUAUAAUUCACAUAAGGAAUAGAUGGGAAUUAUCACAGCCAGAUUCUAUGUCAGUUCAUCCUAAGAUUCGACCUAAAGACGUGCCUGGUACCUUAUUAAAUAUGGCUCUAUUAAAUCUUGGCAGUUCUGAUCCAAACUUACGAACGGCCGCGUACAAUCAAUUGUGCGCAUUAACGGCAACGUUUGAUUUAAAAAUUGAAGGUCAACUAUUGGAAACCUCUGGUUUAUGUAUACCAUCGAACAAUACAAUUUUUAUUAAACAUCUCAGCGAGACAUUAGCCGCAAACGAUCCACAUUUAACUCUUGAAUUUCUCGAGGAAUGUAUUCAAGGAUUUCGAGUGUCUACCAUCGAAUUAAAACAUUUGUGUUUGGAAUACAUGACGCCAUGGUUGAAGAAUUUGGUCAAGUUUUAUAAACCAAACGACGAAGGUGGCAAACGUCAGAAGCAAGUAUCGCAAAUAAUAGAAAAACUUAUUACAUUAACGAUCAAAGAGGUCGAAAUGUAUCCAAGUAUCCAAGCUAAAAUCUGGAGCACCAUUGGAAGAUUACCCGAAUUAAUAGAUACGGUUCUUGAUAAUUUUAUUCAACGUAGCGUUGGAAACGAAUUGGGCUCGCCGAGAGUUGAAAUAAUAGCGGAUACAGCUGUGGCUCUUGCUUCUGGAAAUGUUCAAUUGGUAGCCAAGAAAGUAAUUGGAAGAUUAUGCAGAGUGGUUGAUAAAACUUGCACUUCGCCAACACCUUCUCUCGAGCAACACAAAAUGUGGCACAGCAUAGCUAUUUUAGCGCGUUAUUUAUUGAUGCUAUCAUUUAAUAAUUGUUUAGACGUGGGAAAAAAUUUACCAUAUCUCUUUCACACAGUUACUUUUUUAGUAUGUUCUGGAAGUCUGAGUAUGCGAGCCUCUACUCAUGGUUUAGUUAUCAAUAGUAUACAUUCUCUAUGUACCUGCAGCUCGCCACAAUUUUCUGAAGAUACGCACAGAAUAUUAAGGAUGAGCCUAGAUGAAUUUUCUUUACCUAAAUUUUAUCUUCUAUUUGGUAUUAGCAAAGUAAAGUCUGCGGCUGUAACAGCAUUUAGAACUACUCAUCGUUACUCGAACGAGAAACGUUAUGGAAACGAACGAAACGUUUGUGGAACACAGGACAGAGAAAGAUUGUCUUUAACGAAUUUGGAAGUAAUUACUGAUGCUCUUCUUGAAAUAAUGGAAGCUUGUAUGAGAGAUAUUCUCAAUUGUGAUUGGCUUAAAACGUGGACAUCUUUGGCUAAGAGUUUUGCAUUUUGUUUUAAUCCUGCUCUACAACCGCGUGCUUUAAUCGUCUUUGGUUGUAUAAGUAAAAGUAUUAACGAUCAGGAUAUGAAACAAUUGUUAAGGAUAUUAGUGAAAGCUUUGGAAAGUUUUAAUGACAUUACACUUUUGGAAGCAAUCGUGAUGUGUCUUACGCGCUUACAACCACUUCUUAGGCCUGAAUCGCCAAUACACAGGUAUUUAUUUUGGGUGGCCACAUCUGUCCUUCAAUUGGAUGAAGCAUCUCUAUAUGCAUCUGGUUUGGCUCUUCUCGAACAAAAUUUACACACUCUUGAUUCUCAGGGUACUUUUGAUGACAAGACUUUAGAGCGAGUAAUGAUGUCGAUGCGUGAACCACUGGAAGGACAUUUCAAACAAUUGGACAAUGCAGUAGGAUUAUCAUUUAAAUCUAACUUUCAUUUUGCAUUAGUUGGACAUCUUUUGAAAGGAUAUAGACAUCCCACUCCAACAACCGUAACAAGGACAGCUAGAGUAUUAACUAUGCUAUUAGCUAUUGUAGCUAAACCAUAUAGAAGAGAUAAAUUUGAAGUAUCACCAGAGAGUGUGGCUUAUUUAGCUGCUUUAGUAUCUGUGUCAGAGGAAGUCAGAAGCCGAUGUCAUAUCAGACAUUCUCUUAAUAAGAAUAAUACAGAAUCUGGUAGUACAGAUUUUCUUGAUUCUUUGGUAUCUCAUGUUACGGAUGCACCUGGAAAUACUAGCAAUCCAACUAAUCGAAGACAAAAGUCCUGGGAUCUUCUAGACCAAUCUGCGCUAACUCAAGCGAAGCAACAGAAACAAUACUCCGCUCAUCAGACUGGCCGAAUUUUAUUUAAAACGCAGCGAUCCUUCUCUGUACCCACCGCAAAGGAAACCAAGCCAACCGAUGAUUCAGAGCCAAAGAAUCGUAGUGCUAGAGUGAGCGUGAGUAAUGAAAAUAACGUGUUACUUGAUCCUGAAGUAUUAACGGAUUUCCCUACGCAAAUCCUGGUUCUCACUGUUUUGGCAACUUUGGUUAAAUACUCAACGGAUGAAAAUGAAACGCGUAUUCUCUAUGAGUACUUAGCAGAGGCAUCGGUGGUCUUUCCAAAAGUUUUUCCUGUAAUACACAAUCUACUCGAUGCAAAAAUUAACACUGUAUUGUCUUCCUGUCAUGAUCAAGCCAUUUUAAACGCUGUACAAGCAAUCAUACAAAACAUGAUUGCUUGCGAAGAUACAAGUCAACAGCAGCUUCACUAUUUACAAAGUUAUGGUUUUGGUGGAUUAUGGAGAUUUGCUGGGCCAUAUUCGAACUGCAAUUGUACGGCAGAGAGUGCGGAGCUGUUUGUUAAUUGUUUAGAAGCAAUGGUAAAAUCGUGUCCUCCGGUCGAAGAAAAUGAAAUUGCGAAUAGCAACGAAGCAUCAUCUCAAAAAAUUAAACGUGUCGUAAGCGAUGGACACAGUUCAGAUAAUACAUCCAUCAAAUCUAAAUCUACUAAUUACGGAAAUGAUCGUAUGAAUAUACGUACUUUCUCAGACGACACAGAUGAUUCACGUGGCACUUCUUUUAUGCGCAGAGAUCAUAGUAUAGAAAGUAAAGGAGGCAUUUCCACGGACUCAAUGAGUCAAGCAGAAAUUACAAAUAGUAGUAAUGGUGGUAUACCUUCCUAACGAUUAGUACGUCAGUAUUGUAAACAACAUGGAAAAUUACAAAGGAAAGGUCAAUGCGUUCGAAGUGUAAAAAGUCGAAAUAGGUAUAUGGCUCCAACAUACCGCAGUAAUAUCUCCAGUCACUUUAAUCCAAUGCCGUCCACCUCACGCUAACGAGCCUACAGGAAUGGAUGCAAACAACCAACCAACCAAUUAACCAACCCAACCAACCAACCAACCAAAUAGCCAAACAACCAACCCAUUGGUAGCUCUUCAUUUAUUUUCAUUAGUAAUAUGUACAUAUACGUAUUUGCAUACCUUUGCAUUGUUUUCAAAGUCACCUUUAAGCAGGCAUCAACGAGUAUACAGUUGAUAUACAGUCUUGUAAAUAAUAUUCAUCGAAUGUUAAUAAGGCUGAGUGAUAAUGAUGAUUAAUGCCUAACAUUAUUUCAGAUAAUUAAAAUUUCUUCAUUCAUACACAUCAUAUUAAGUAUAUACACAUACACAUACACAUACACAUACACACAGAGAGGGGAGGGAGAAGAGAGAAAGAAAGAGAGAGAGAGAGAGCCAUUGAUCAUUAUUCACAUUCGUUUCUUACCAUUGGGCUAUUUUAUCUUAUUUUUCUCUUUUUUUUUUUUGUUUAUUUCUUUUUUAUUUCUGUUAUUCUUUUUCUCCCAUUAAGAGAAAAGCUAUAGAUCAUACAUAAAGUUAUUAUUAAUAAUAUAUAAAAUUUAUAUCCUCGUACAGUAUUUGACGAGUUUUAAACAAGCAAAAGAAGUUCUGGACCAGUGUCGUUCUUGGUACUCAAAUGCUUUCUGUCUCAAAGCGUUCAAGCCUGAGGACGAAUAUCUUUAGAGUCCUUAAGUAAAACACCAAUGAUUCUAUUAUCUAAUGUUUAUUAAAGUACAAAACGAGACCAUGCGUUAUUUACCCGCAGUUUGAAAAACGGGACAUUUUAGAGUAAUAGAAAAACGAUGAGACCGACGUAAAUUUAGGAUUUCUUCUUCGUCUGGCGCAAAGACGAUGGAUUAUACAUACGAAGUAGUAUAUAAUAAUAGCUUUCAUUGCAGCAAUAGAAUAUAUAUAUAUAUAUAUAUAUAUAUAUAUAUAUAUAUAUAUAUAUAUAUAUAUAUAUAUAUAUAUAUCUAUAAUAAAUGCGCACAUGUACGUUUGUACAGAACUUAAAUACGAGUAUAUAUAUGUAUGUAUGUAUGUAUAUAUAUACAUAUAUAUAUAUCUAUCUGUAUAGAGAUGCGUUUUUAAAAAAAUGUAUAAUAUAAUUAAUUUCAUGAGAUAAUGAUCGUUUUUAGAGAUGAUAAAAAAGGAUUUAAAGAAAAGAAAAAGAGAUUUAACACAAUAAAAAAAAAAAAAAAGAAAAAAAGAAAAAAAAA